Phasianus colchicus (ring-necked pheasant) is the source of this 3384-nucleotide messenger RNA. RefSeq names its product EGF domain specific O-linked N-acetylglucosamine transferase (gene EOGT). Gene Ontology annotation, cellular component: endoplasmic reticulum lumen. The record is from RefSeq and is a predicted model, not a curated record. Gene Ontology annotation, molecular function: protein O-acetylglucosaminyltransferase activity. Lineage: Eukaryota; Metazoa; Chordata; Aves; Galliformes; Phasianidae.
GGCGCGUCCUCAGGGCUGCGGGGCGGGCGAUACCCAUCCCUCCUCUCCCAACCGGCGUCCGUCGCGGGAUGUGCGGCCGCGCUCCGCUCCCCCUCCGUCCCCAUAGGUCCGUGCGUCUGGAGCGCUUCUCCCCAAAGCCGACAGAAGCUGUAAGUUGCCAUGUUCAUCUUGCUGAUGUUUGGAUUGCUACUGCAAGAAAUCCUGGCUAAUUCCCGAGAUGAAAAUCUCACUGAGCUCAGAAGCGUUCUGGAAGAGCCCAUGUACAGCUACAGGACUGUCAACCUACCAGACGAGCACAUUCCGUACUUCCUGCACAACAACCAGCACAUUGCUGACAUCUGCAAGCAGGACUCUCAUUGCCCGUAUAAAAAAUACUUGAAGAAAUUAAAAUCCUGCUGGGGCUAUGAGAAAUCUUGCAAAUCAGAUCACAGGUUCAGUUACCCGGUGUGUGAUUACGUAGAAUCUGGAUGGGCAAAUGACAUCGAGACUGCCCAGCAGAUAUUCUGGAAACAAGCUGACUUUGGUUACAUUCGAGAGAGACUGAAUGAAAUGAAAACCCAUUGUAAGCCUGCAGUAACAGGAGAUUCAUCACUGACCUGUUCUCAGUUCCUUCAGCAUUGCAGAGCAACAAACUUGUACAUCGAUUUAAGAACUGCAAAGAGAAACCACGAGAGAUUCAAAGAAGACUUUUUCCAGAAGGGAGAAAUUGGAGGUCAUUGCACCCUUGACGUUAAAGCAUUUUUAGCUGAAGGUCAACGCAAGAGCCCUCUGCAAUCUUGGUUUGCAGAACUCCAGACAUUUACUUCAUUAAACUUCAGGCCCCUGGAUGAUGGCAAGUGUGAUAUUGUUAUUGAAAAGCCAACAUACUUCAUGAAAUUGGAUGCAGGUGUUAAUAUGUACCAUCACUUCUGUGACUUCGUCAAUCUUUAUAUUACACAGCAUAUUAAUAAUUCCUUCAGUACUGAUGUCAACAUAGUCAUGUGGGACACUAGCUCCUAUGGCUAUGGCGACCUGUUCAGCGAGACGUGGAAGGCAUUUACUGACUAUGACAUAAUACACUUGAAAACUUUUGACUCUAAAAGGGUGUGCUUUAAAGAAGCAGUCUUCUCAUUACUGCCUCGAAUGCGAUAUGGCUUGUUUUAUAACACACCAUUGAUAUCUGGCUGCCAUGGUACAGGGCUGUUCAGAGCAUUUUCUCAGCAUGUGUUACACAGAUUAAAUAUCACACAAGAAGGACCCAAGGAUGGGAAAAUCCGAGUCACAAUACUCGCACGCAGUACAGAUUACCGGAAAAUAUUAAACCAGAAUGAGCUGGUGAAUGCUUUGAAAACAGUAUCAACGUUGGAGGUCAAAGUGGUAGACUACAAAUACAAGGAACUUGAAUUUUCAGAGCAACUGAGAAUUACACAUAACUCUGAUAUAUUCAUUGGGAUGCAUGGAGCUGGACUUACCCAUUUGCUCUUUCUACCAGACUGGGCUGUUGUGUUUGAACUGUACAAUUGUGAGGAUGAACGUUGUUACCUGGAUUUGGCAAGGCUGAGAGGCAUUCACUACAUCACCUGGCGAAAAAGGAAUAAAGUAUUCCCUCAAGAUCAGGGACACCACCCAACGCUGGGAGAGCAUCCAAAAUUUACAAACUACUCUUUUGAUGUGGAAGAAUUUAUGUACUUGGUGCUUUUGGCUGCAAAUCAUGUUUCACAGCAUUCCAAGUGGCCAUUUAGGGUAAAGCACGAUGAAUUCUAAAUCAGACUUCUGACUGAAAUAUUAUUUUUGAAUAAUGCUCCAUAAAAUACUGUAACAACGUGAAGCAAAAUGCUGGUGUGAAAUAUGUAAACCUCUACGAGGGAAAUAACUCUUAAUUAGUUUGUCAGAACACUUCAGGGCACCACACCUUAUCUGUGUCAUCCAUCUCUUUAAUUCUGGGUGUUUUUCUUAAAUAAGAAAUAUUUAUAGAAUUUUUCCCUCCCUUUCCCCCUAUAUUUCUGCAUUCCAGAUUCUGAAAUACUUGUCUUUGUAAAAAGAUAUGUCCAUCCAUUUCAUUCACAUUAGAGAUUCUUUUUGCAUUUAAAUUUAACUUUGACUCUUCUCCCUCUAGUUUUAGGUGCUAAAAUGUAACAGAUCUGCUCAGUAAGUUUUGUCAGUCUUCUUCUCAAUGCAAGUAAAUCUUUUCCUAAAUGAAUUCUUACAAACUUCAGGUCAUCUGGGUAUUUCCUACUUUGUCACUUAACACAGCACUUCUGCAGUGGAAAACCUAUGCAAAUUGGAAGAAAAGCACAUACAGAAACCUUCAUCUUUUUGAGGAUGCUGAAGGGACUGGACUUCAGGAUUUUUUUUUAAUGACAAAUGAUAAGGAAUAAAGGAUGUCUUUCAGCUGCAGCUGGAAGGAAAUGAAAUCGUGAGGAACUUUGUUCAUGAAAUCACUAAAAGCCUCAUCUAUUUCUGUUUUUGUUUUCUUGAAAUGUUGAAGAGUCCAUCUCAGAAACUUACAAAAGUCCUUCCAAAGCCAAUAGCAUCGCUGGCUGUUCUCACUGAAGCCAAAACUGAGUUGUUUGUAAAAUGCCCCCCUGAUUUAUGGGCUGAUACAGUUUGGUGCUAAGGAGGGGAGGGGGAAAAGAAGGAAACAAACAGAGUAGUUGCGUUGUCUUAAGGGGAGAUCCAGAAGGAUGCGUGGAAGAACCAAGUUCAGUCAGAUUUCAAAGGGAAAAAAAAAAAAGAGUUCCCUUUUACACUAUGGAUUUUCUGAGAAUAUAUUCCCAUGAUACAUUUGCAGUAUAAUCAAAGUUUCAGUGGCUUGAAGCAAAGCAUACAUUUGUAUGCAAAAGCAAGGCAGUUAUAGUAAAUGUAAACACUCCACCGGUAUAAUUGUAGAUACUAUUGAAUUCCAUUCACCAGCAGUCAUAGGCAGUUUCAAAGAGAGUAGCUACGCUCACUGACCUGCCUAUCCUGGUAAAAAUGACUUACAGUAAGCAUAAUUUUCAUACAGAUCUCUCAUGACCUUAAGCAGUACAUAGGAAAAGCUGGUCCAUCAGGUAUAUUAAGGUAUUUGGUGCAAUUUUUGGUGUGGUGUGUCGCGUUGAUGGGUAAAACUGUUUUACUUUAAAGAACCAUGGAAGCAAAAUUGCACUUAUUUAUAUGGGGAGAAGGAAAAAACUUUGAGGAUGCGAUGUCCUGUGUUUGUGUUUUGGGUUGGGUUUGGUUUUGUUUGUUUUUAAACCUUGUAGGAUUUUUAAAGUAAUGUAUAAACUUAAGUUCAGUAAAAUGCGUGAGUGUGAAGAAGGGAAAACAACCCGACAAAAUAACUGAAAAUAUAAAAGACAUUGAACUAUGAGCUGUGCACAGAUGUAUUUGAUAACUUUUAUAAAAAGACUUUUAAUAAAAAAUUAA